Molecule: messenger RNA, 5586 nt
Organism: Porites lobata
Lineage: Eukaryota; Metazoa; Cnidaria; Anthozoa; Scleractinia; Poritidae
Source: the annotation of a GenBank genome assembly
AUGAUGAACAGCACUUUUCAAUCGAUGGUUUUCUACGAUACGCCCGACUCACUCUCUUUGCAAGAGAUGGUGGAGUGCGACAGCCGCGAAAUGGAUUUUAACUUGAACGAUCCACUGUUUCAACUGCAAGAUAACGCAUUAUAUCAGGACGUUCAACACACGAUGACAGUGAAGCAAGAAAGGCCCAGAACGGAAUGUACGCCUGCAGGCGACUUGACCAACUUGCAAUGGCUGCAGAGCGUUAGCAUACCCAUGGAGAAAAACUCGGCCACGGAGAAACAAGUCAUGGUGGAUCCCAACACUGCCUUACCUGUGCAGUGGCCGACUCACCAGCAACAAGUUAAUAUGUCCCAAGUACCGCAACUGAACGUUACGGCUGUUCCAGCUCCACAAAUUUUUCAGGCACGUGCAGCGGACUCGAAGCCCAAAACGUCGCAACACGGGCCGAAAAACGGCGUUAAAGAAAGCAUAAAAUCGCAGGAUAAACCGUACCCCAAGCCGCUGUUCUCGUAUUCCUGUCUUAUCGCCAUGGCCUUGAAGAACAGUGAUUCAGGCACACUCCCCGUCAGUGAAAUUUACAAGUUCAUGAUGUAAGUUUCAUUUGGCGCUUAAAUGGACCAUGUCAAUUUCAUAAAUUUAUAUUUCGUGCGCGAACUGAGGUUUGAUAUUUUGCUUUAUUUUGCGUUGUACAGGGGCAAGUUUCCGUAUUUUAAGACCGCUCCCGAUGGGUGGAAGGUGAGUGGUAAUGUAUUUAUCGAAUCCAUUCUUCGCAUGGCCGGUACCUGCGAAGUUUGAAUUUAAAAACAUUUGCUCCAUAGGUAGUAACGGCUCACGCUACACAUAUUCGUCGGUGAAUAGUGAAAAAAUUCCACAAAAUUUGACCAUCUUUUCGGUUUUUCUCGAUAAAGUGAUUAGAUCUUCGGAAGUUAUGGGCUAACUUUGAAAACUUUACUCUCCUUAUCUCAACGGUUUCCUGCAACUCCGCACUUGAAUGGUUUUCCUCGCAGCAUUACAAUGGCUUCCGAACAGCUGACUUCGAAUCGUUUGCAAAAUUCUCGGUUUUUUACCUCAAAGAAAUCGGCUAUUCUUUUUGCUUAUUUUCCAUUAAGGCGAAAACUCGUAUUAAAACCAGAAAUAGGUGAUAUGAGAGAAUUUCGUUGCGUUUUAUUUUCUUAUUUCUUCAUGACAGCUCGUGAUAUUCGUGUUUACUGAAUCGGAUGUAACACAAUGGAUUUAAUGGACGAAUAGGAAGUGUUGUGAGCGAACUUCUUAAUAUUUUGUUCGUUCGAUCGUUGAUUCUAUUUGAGGUUAAGUUUCCGAAUCGAAUGAAUCAAGACAUGGUAAUAAAUUGCUGACGAAAUCGCGAACAAAAGAGUAUGUCAAAAUGGGUAUUCAAAACAACGUUCAUGUCAUAGAUAAUUCGCGAAUUGAUUUCACACGAGGCUUGCGGAAAGACCUGAUCUUCAUUUUCCAAUCUUUCUGGACAGCCCUUUCAGGGAAACAAUCGCAACUUCGCCUUCGUUAACUUUAGCACACAAAAUAUUUUCGAGAUUUUUUAUGAUAGAAAGAGGCAGAUAUCGUAGUCAUGCUCAAUUCGAAUAGUAAGUUAGAGCCAAGGGUGGGGCAUGAUUUUUAUAUACGGGAGGUCGCAUGACAAUUGCAUACGAAUUCUUUAGUCUUUUUGCGAAAACUUCGUAUUUUAGAACUUUUCUUGCUUAAAUUAUCGCGCAUUCUGUUCCCUUAAUGUCGAAGGCACGAGACCGAGGGUAUAGCAACAAACUUCACCCGGUAUGUUGAGACUUCGGCUUUCUUUAGCUAUAAUUUUAAAAUUUUCGGUUCAACGAUUUCAUGCUCUUUUACGAGACACGAAAACAAAUCAAACCGAUUUUAUCAAAAGAAGGUUUCGCCAGAAGUGAAAACAAGGAAUUCGUGCAAUCCAAAAAAAUAUAUAUUUCUCCCCAAAUAAGUUGUUUCUUUUUUAAGGUUUCCUUUCGUUACAACAGGUGGUUGAUGUUUUGAAUAAUUUAUGUCAUUCUAAUUAAGGUCUGUAUUCCAAGAAGAUGCUGCAUAUUAAAUUUUGAAUUCCUUUUUCCAAUUUUCUUCCUUCACCCAAAAGGAAAAAAAGAAAUCAUAAAAUCCACAGACAAUAAAAUAAUCAUGGCGUUUUUAAAGAAUUUAGCCUCAAGAUAUAUUUUAAAUCUAUCAUUUGUAGAGUAAUAAGGUGGUUGAUUGUCGAAAACCUAUUUAUAUUUCUCUAGAAUUAAAGCUUUGUCGACCCUAUAAUUUUUCUAGCAUUUAGAUAUUUUCUGUGAAUACUAGUUUUCCACAAAACUUGGAUUUCUUUGUGUUAAAAGCCAAGUGAGAAUUUUAUCACAGGCAUUGUGAAACAUUUAAUUCAAAUCCAUUUUGUAGGAAAUACACUUCAGUGAGCACUUCCUAAAUGUAAAUUUAUCCCUUUAAAUCCUUUAUUACAAUGAAUUCUUCCUUGCACAAUGAAUUUAUUCAGUUCAUUCUGAAAGCAAUCUUUUUAACUUUUUUUUAAAAAUUUAAACAUUAAAAAUAGUGAAGUGUAGUUGCUGUAUAGUAUUUGAAAGACAUACUUCCAAAAUUAUUAUCUAAGGUGUAAGGUAAAAAAAUCUUCAACAAGUUCAUGCUGGUAGCACAAUUAUUGUUGUGGGAAGAGCUUCUUUAUGAAAAAAAUAUUUCAGCCCAACUGCCUGUUAAUAUCUAUCUUGUGGUAGUACCAAGUUGUUAUAUUUUCAUAAAUUCAUACACUGAAGGUUAUUCAAUGCGAGGUUAACAAAAUACUCCAAAUUAAUUUGCGAGACAUAAAUAUGUCAAAUUAUUUUUGCAACAGAUCUCAGCAAUUGAAAUAUAUGACACUCAAUUUUUUCUCUAAAGAUGUUAUUAAUCUACAUUCAUCAGCACAUCAAUAAUAAAUAACUUUCGUUACCACACCCCAUUCUACAGUGAUUUGGAGACAAAAGGGAGAUUUCUCACAUUUAUUUGGAGUACUACAAUAAACUAGCCAAGAUGAGUUAAGUAUGUCCAUUUUUCUCAAUAUCAGUGUUCUUUUUAAUGGUACAAAUGAAGGCAAAUACACUCUUAAGCCACAGAGUUGGUUUCAUGGCAUUAUAUAACCAAAUAGUUUUUGUCUUUGAAAAGUUCUAAUUCUAAAUAUUUUGAUAUGCAAAUGAAGAAGGACUAAACUUUUUGCACCAUUUUUCAAUUUAGCUAUUUAAAUAUUUCCUGAUUUUUGAUUGAAAUGGUUGAGUUUUCUCUUCAGUGCAAACUAUAUAAUCCUAGCCAUAGUUGUUCAUACCAUGACAUUUGUACAUAUCUUUUUUAACGUUGAUCUGGUUUUCUGUCUGUUAACCACAUUCUGGACAAUAAUUAUGAAUAACAGGCUGUUUAGUCUGAUGGAACAUAUUUGCAAGGACAAUGUUUUGACACUGCCUAGUGAAUACUUAUUAACACCUACAUUCUUGCUAGCAAGCAGAACAAACCAGGUCCUCACAACCAGGAAGUUAACAGUCUGUCCAAGAAAAUCUCUUUCAAACCAGAUCAGCUUCUCAGCAAGCCUUGUUAAUUGCCCACAUUAUAAUAUUGAUGGAUAAGGUAGAAAAGCGAACAAACGUGCCUUAACUUACAUAAAACGUAUGGUAAAUAAGAAAAAUUGAAACUAGAUUACCAUGUAGUAGCCUGAAAACUGACAUUUCUUGCUUUUACUUCUACACGUGUUAAUGAUACCACAUUUGUCUUAUAUUAUCAAUUUAAAAUAUCAACUAAUUAGCACAUUUAAUGGUCAAAAACGUUUCAUAAGAGAAAAACAUCAAGAGCUCGAUAACUUCUACAUACACAAAUUUCUUAAGAACUUGUGGCUUUGAAAGCAUUUUAUUUUAACAAUUGACUGGAUCAAUGCAUUUUUGCCAAGGACAAACAUAUGAGCUAAAUAAAUUUUGAAAGGCUACCACUCAAAAUAAGCAGUUCAUAUAAAUUUAGAAUACAGUGAUAAUUUAGUUCUAAAUUUGCCCAUCAAUUAGGUUUAAGACCAUCCCUCAUCACAUUAAUUUUGUUAUUAUAGUGUAACAAUAAUAAUAUUGUUAUAAGUAGGUAUAAAUUUUAACAACAUAUUUUAUUCAUUUCCAGAAUUCUGUUCGGCACAACCUCUCAUUAAACAAGGCAUUCUGCAAGUUGGAGAGACCUCAGGGUGCCUCACAGAGAAAAGGAUGUCUGUGGUCACUUAAGCCAGAGAGACGUGAACAGAUGGAUAAAGAGAUCAGAAAGUGGAAGAAGAAGCAUACAGAAGCUAUCAGAGCCAGCAUGGCAAAUCCAGGUAAUUAGUUAAUGUUAUGAUGUCAUGGCUGAAUUCACUAAUGAGCCAGAUAAAAGGAAUCCUGUGUUCUGAUUGGCUAAGGGUGGAUUUCCACUGUCGCAUAAUUUUAACAUUUGUACGCACAUAACAUUUCUGUGCAUAAAUAAAAUAGAGACAAUGUAUAAAUGACCACACAUAAACUUGCCUCUGUUUUAUUUAUGUGCAUACGCACAUAAAAAUUUCGCGACAGUGGAAAUCCACCUUUACCGAUUGUGCAAGAAAAAGUCCUCUUUUGGCUAUAAUAAAUUAUAAUAAAUUUUAUUUAUUAUUUAAAUGAUUUAAUCAUUUUUGGCUAAGGGAAAGUUCAUAAUAAAUUAUAAUAAAUCAUUUAAACUGACCAAGGAGGGGGGCUCGAAAAUUUGUAAUUCAGUCAAGAUGGUUUUUGUUUUGAUGGCCUCAGCUAUUUCUUUUUGCAAACAUUAAUUUCACCCCAAAAAAAAGUAAAAAAAAAUCUCAAGUUUGUCAUAGCGGUAAAUAUAUUUAAUACAGUCUACAUUAUAUCCAGCAUCUUGAUCUCAUUGGUCAAUAAUGUCAUAGGUGGUUGGUUAAUGGCCUCUUUCUUUUUUUGAUAUCUUAGCCAAUAUACAUUAUAUCCAGCAUCUUGAUCUCAUUGGUCAAUAAUGCAUAGAGCUGAUAUCAUUUUGGAUUAUGGAGUAUUGGUAAAGGAUGGGUGGGGAUGUGGGAUAAUCAUGGCAAAUGAACCUAAAAUACCAAGAAAUUAAUGUUUACUUCAAUCUGCUGUUAACGGUUUUGUAGAUUUGUAUUCUGAGUGUUUUUGUUUUGUAUUCAUUUCAUUCUCAGAAGAACUGUCCAUUUCAAAUGAUGACCUGGACAGUUCCCCUGAACAGAUCCUGUCCCAAACAGAAAACUGUGAGGACAUAGCAGCAGCUGAUGCCGCAAAGGAACUCUUUGGCAAUGACUUGAUUCAGGAAAUUCAACAGAAUGACGUCCUUGACUGGGAUGACAUUAUUUCUCAAAGUACAGAGCUACCGAUUGAUCCUACACUUAGCACUUGCACAACUUUACCAAUGUCGACAACACAUCUCAAUGGAAUGCAGGGAUGUGACACUAUAACCACUACAGUAGAAAUGGAUAACUCAGCACAAUAUUUUGUAAACAGUGAUGGGCAGGAUUUUGACAUCCCUUUACCAUACAGCAUGUCACACUACUAUGGCAUGCAACCUCAACAACAUAUCAAUGUGGGCUUUUGA